AUGAUAUCGUUCACCAGUUUUCCCAAAUUGAAUUCAAACAAUUACAACUCAUGGAAAGUGGACAUGAAAGUGCUGCUCAUNGAUCGAGGAUCAUGGGAAUUCGUCACUGGUGAUACUGUACCCCCUGAACAAAGUGCAACAGCUCGAGAAAAAUAUGAUUAUCGGAGAAGGAUGGACAAAGCAUAUACUACAAUCUACCAAGGUAUUGAAAGACAAUUUCAAACGUUAAUUGCUAACACACUAAAUGGGAAAGAAGCUUGGGACAUUUUGAAAAAAAAUUUUGAGCCGACAUCACGUGCCCGUCUGGCAGGACUUGUAGAUGAAUUCUACGAUUUAAGGUUCAAUCAAGGGGAAGAAACAGUCGGUAUAUUUUGUCGAAGAGUAUAUGAGAGAAAACUAAUGAUCAAAGAAGCUGGUUUCGAGAUACCGGAGAUAUUAACAUGUUUUCAACUAAUACGAAAAUUGCCUGUUGAAUAUGAUAAUCUGGUACAAACCAUUUACAGAUUAGAAGAUAAAUAUUUCACUUUUGAGAAUAUUGAGAGACAAUUGAUCACAGAAGAAGCAAGAAUUAAACAGAAGAGAAAAGAUGAAGGAUUAGACGGUGUAAUAGAUGCAUACCAGACAGGAGCCAGCAAAGAAAUGAAGAACUUCAAAAAGGAAAGUAAAAAUCCAAAAGGACAAGCGAGAAAUAAUGGAACUGCUGCGAAUAAAGGAGAUAAACGCAAUUUCAAUGAAGACAGGAAAGAAAAAUAUUGCAGGUUUUGUAAGAAAGCUGGACAUCUGAUGGAAGAUUGCUAUGCAUUAAAACGGAGACAACAGUAUGAUACAAGGAGGAAUUCAGGUUAUGAAAAAAAGGCUUUUUACAUUGAGGAUACCGCAGACGUGCGAGAUAAUAUGUAUCAUGAAGCACAGAUGACAGACUCGGCAAGGAAAACUCUUGAUGAAUG
Messenger RNA from Pseudomyrmex gracilis, 947 nucleotides. RefSeq lists its product as uncharacterized. The record is from RefSeq and is a predicted model, not a curated record. The transcript has a single exon. Lineage: Eukaryota; Metazoa; Arthropoda; Insecta; Hymenoptera; Formicidae. Gene Ontology annotation, molecular function: zinc ion binding; nucleic acid binding. The annotation marks the transcript as partial.